Paramormyrops kingsleyae is the source of this 4583-nucleotide messenger RNA. It is a transcript of the gene taok3a, whose product is annotated as TAO kinase 3a. Gene Ontology annotation, molecular function: protein serine/threonine kinase activity; ATP binding. Gene Ontology annotation, biological process: regulation of cytoskeleton organization; protein phosphorylation. The record is from RefSeq and is a predicted model, not a curated record. Gene Ontology annotation, cellular component: cytoplasm. Lineage: Eukaryota; Metazoa; Chordata; Actinopteri; Osteoglossiformes; Mormyridae.
AUGAUUCAGUGUCUUUAUCGCAUACUUAUAAAAAUAAACGUCUUGAAAAGGAGUCGAAUAAUCAAUGAUCAGUCAUUUUAUCAGUACACUAAAUAUAGCCAGGAAAGCCUGGAAACAUUUUACAGCUUCCUUUUUGCUAGUCAUUAUACAACAAAAAGUAGAUGGUUUUUAAAACCGUACGUCGUUUUAAAUGGUAAAUUGAGAUCAAAUCGACCUCAGCUUUACUUGUGCGUUGGACUCUUCGGAAUUAGAUGGGGGGGAAUUUGUGGAUGAUUUCAGCCUCAUCCCCAGGCAAUCCACACGCCUAUGUUAGCCAUUUGCUGAUUGCGACGCGUUGCAUGAGCAGCCCCGCUAAGUUUGAGAGCAUAAGCCACCGGAGCAGCGUGUACGCUAACGUUUUUAUUUAUUUUUUUCCAAGAUGCAUUGACAACUGGCAAUGAUAAGAGCAAACGCGACGGACGGAGUCCCGUUUCAGCCUUAAGAGUCGCAGGAGGCAAAGUAAUGGUCCUCAAACGUCUUAACUAGUUCGCCUGCUUGUCUUUUCUUUAUUUCCGUCUGAAAGCCGCUGUCACGGCGUCGCAGGGCCCGUGUGCAGUGGAAAAAAAACCCCUAUCUACGGUUCAGCCAGGAAGUCAAACUAUAUUUUUUGAAAGACAAAUCGAAAGUCUCAAUUGCCGCAGGCGGACUUCAUGUUUUUUGGAGAGAAAAAAAACGUGGGCUUCCUACAAGUGAAGAGACAGAAGACGAGUGAUUCCCCAUCGUUCCCGGACAUGAAGAUGUGUGUGGGGCUUUAGGGGUGUGCUAGACCAAGGGAGAGCAAACUCACCACCUAUUCUGGAGGCACAUCAGCACCCGAAUCGGCGUCACAACCCCAUAACUGCCUCGUGGUACGGCUCAGAUGAUGAGGAAUGAGCAGAUGACAUCAUUUCUUUUUAAGACACUGAUGGUCAAUGCCGGGCUUGUCGAUGACGGAGAUCAGCGAGUGGAAGUCCACGGUACUGUUUAGUCCAUGAUGCCGUCGUCCACACGGAAAGGUCUGAAGGACCCCGAGGUGGCCAACCUCUUCUUCAAGGAUGACCCCGAGGAGGUCUUCUGUGACCUUCAAGAGAUCGGCCAUGGCAGUUUUGGGGCGGUGUACUUCGCCCAAAACUGCUACACGAAUGAGGUGGUGGCCAUCAAGAAAAUGUCCUACAAUGGGAAGCAAACGACAGAGAAAUGGCAGGACAUCAUCAAGGAGGUCAAGUUCCUGGAACAGCUCCGUCACCCCAACACCAUCGAAUACAAGGGCUGCUACCUGAAGGACAGCACUGCUUGGCUGGUCAUGGAAUACUGCCUGGGCUCAGCUUCUGACCUGUUAGAGGUUCACAAGAAACCGCUUCAAGAGGUAGAAAUUGCUGCCAUUACCCAUGGUGCCUUGCAGGGACUGGCUUACUUACACUCCCAUACAAUGAUUCACAGAGAUGUGAAGGCUGGAAACAUCCUCCUGACUGAGUCAGGUCAGGUGAAAUUGGCAGACUUUGGGUCUGCGUCCAUAGCGUCUCCUGCCAACUCCUUUGUGGGCACUCCGUACUGGAUGGCCCCGGAGGUGAUCCUCGCCAUGGAUGAGGGCCAGUACGACGGCAAGGUGGAUGUCUGGUCCUUGGGAAUCACCUGCAUCGAGCUGGCGGAACGCAAGCCCCCCCUCUUCAACAUGAAUGCAAUGAGUGCCUUAUACCAUAUCGCCCAGAAUGACUCCCCCACUCUGCAGUCCAGUGAGUGGUCAGACGCCUUCCGAAGCUUUGUCGACUACUGCUUACUGAAAAUCCCUCAGGACCGACCCUUCUCAGCUGAUUUGCUGCGGCAUGACUUCGUCCGGCGCGAUCGCCCCACCCGGGUCCUGAUCGACCUCAUCCAGAGGACCAAGGAUGCGGUGAGAGAGCUGGACAACUUGCAGUACCGCAAGAUGAAGAAGAUCCUGUACCAGGAGAAACACAAUGGGCCGAUGAGCGAGUCCCAGGAGGAGGAGGAGGACAGCGAGCAGGCCGGCUGCAAGAUGAACAGCCUGGGCAGUAACCACUCCAUCCCCAGUACCUCAGUCAGCACGGGGAGCCAGGGGAGCAGCAUCAACAGCAUGCAGGAGGUCAUGGACGAGAGCAGCUCCGACCUCACCAUGAUGCAACCCUACGACAGCAUCCCGGAGCCCUCCGCUGGCAUCAAGAAGGAGCAUGCCUGCAUUCGGGAUGAGUCCGGGCACCAGGAGCCCAGGCCGGAGGUGCGCCCCCCCUCCGAGAGAAGCCAGGCCAUCAGCUACAAAAACCGCGAGAGAUUCGCCACCAUCAAGUCGGCUUCACUGGUUACGCGGCAGAUUCAUGAGCAUGAGCAGGAGAACGAACUGCGGGAGCAGAUGUCUGGGUACAAGCGCAUGAGGAGGCAGCACCAGAAGCAGCUGAUCGCGCUGGAGAACAAGCUGAAGGCCGAGAUGGAUGAGCACCGGCUCCGUCUGCAGAAGGAGGUGGAGACGCAGGCCAACAACGCCCACAUCGAGCUGGAGAAGCUGGCCAAGAAGCAUGCUGUCUACACUGAGAAGGAGAUGAAGACGGCCGGGACCGACGAGAAGAAAUUCCAGCAGCAUAUCAUGACCCAGCAGAAGAAGGAGCUGACCACCUUCUUAGAUAACCAGAAGAGGCAGUAUAAGCUCUGCAAGGAGAAGAUUAAAGAGGAGAUGAACGAGGACCACAGCACGCCAAAGAAGGAGAAGCAGGAGCGGCUGUCGAAACACAAGGAGAACAUACAGCAUUCGCAGGCCGAAGAGGAGGCGCACCUGCUGGCCCAGCAGCGCAUGUUCUACGAACAGAACUGCAGGGCCUUCAAACAGAAGACCAUGGGCAAGCGGCACGGGUUCGAGGAGGAGCAGAUGAGGGAGGAGCUGAACAAGAAGAUGACCCAGAAGGAGAUGGAGCACUCCAUGCUGAUCCGGCACGACGAGUCCACACAAGAGCUGGAGCACCGGCAGCUCAAGAUGCUGCAGAAGUUGCGCAUGGACUUGAUCCGUCUGCAGCACCAGACAGAGCUGGAGAACCAGCUUGAAUACAACAGGCGGAGAGAGCGGGAGCUGCACAGGAAGCACGUCAUGGAGCUCCGACAGCAGCCCAAGAACCUCAAGGCCAUGGAGCUGCAGAUUAAGAAGCAGUUCCAGGACACAUGCAAAGUGCAGACCAAGCAGUACAAAGCACUGAGGAACCAUCAGCUGGAGGUCACCCCCAAAAGCGAGCACAAGGUCAUCCUGAAGAUGCUGAAGGACGAGCAGACGCGCAAGUUGGCCAUCCUGGCCGAGCAGUACGAACAGACCAUCAACGAGAUGAUGGCCUCCCAGGCACUGCGGCUGGAUGAGGCCCAGGAGGCGGAGUGCCAAGCCCUGAGGCACCAGCUCCAGCAAGAGAUGGAGCUGCUCAGCGCCUACCAGAGCAAGAUCAAGAUGCAGACGGAGGCGCAGCACGAGCGUGAGCUGCAGAAGCUGGAGCAGAAGGUGUCACUGCGAAGGGCCCACCUCGAACAAAAGAUCGAGGACGAACUGGCUUCGUUGAAGAAUGAGUGCACAGAGAGGAUCAAGUUCAUGCUGGAUCGUCAGAAGAGGGAGGUGGACGCGUUUGACUUGGAGAGCGCCCGGCUGGGCUUCAGCAACCUCAGCAUUCUGGACUAUCCCAAGGACGACUAUAGAUGAGAAAAGCUUUGCCACGGCUGCUGUACCUCCCUUAAUAUGUGGCUCCUUGCUACUGAUGUCACUUACGAACUAGUGCCUGUGCUGCCCUUAAGUACCAAGGGUCUCCCGUCAAGUCACAUGAUAAUAUGCUGGAUUUACUCUAUAGGUCGUCUUUUAAAAACAAAUGUCGCAGUGUUGAUGGGUUUUUUUUUGUGCAAUAAAUUCAUUGGUAAAGCUGAAAGCAAAGCAAAAAAGUAAAACAAUUUGGAUAAACAUUGGUUAAUGGCUGUACUUAAAAGAUGAUUUUUUUUUUUAGCAUAAGGGGGAGAUUUUUCCAUCUCGUGGGCAGCUGUACCUUCAAAACUGCCCUCCCCUCUCUGGAAUUUAUAAAUCAGGAUAAGAAGAUUUGGUACUUACACAAAGGCCGUGAUGUACAUAUGAGUAGUCUACGUCUAGUACGUUACUUUGGGAUUUAAUGUGACUUACCAAACGCGCCCUGUGUGUGGCAUUUAACUGUAUUGGAAUCAUUUUCUAUGGCGACAAUGUGAAUACAAGUCCCAACACCUAUGCAUAACGUGGAUUGGGAUGGUUGUGUAUUUUGUGUAUAGAAGGAUUUAUGGAGAGCUUUUAAUUAUUUUCAUAUUGUAUUUUAACUGGUCCUCAAAUGAAUUUUUUAGCAAUGAUUCUCCCCUCAUUGUUCAGUAUUUUGUAGUUUAAUCAGUGGGAUCUUGUUUGAAUUUCUGUUUAGAUUGUUCUCGCUUAAACCACCUUUAAGCUGUGAAUUUUUCUUAUGACAAAUCAAAAAAUGCUUUAUUGCAUGCACUUUAAUUUUUUUUCAAAGUUGAGCGGCAUGAAUCUGUCAGAGCUUUGAAUUAUAUUUGUAAAUAAAAGUGCUCAUCACAUG